This is a messenger RNA of Helicoverpa armigera (cotton bollworm), 3734 nucleotides long. Its product is annotated as mediator of DNA damage checkpoint protein 1. Lineage: Eukaryota; Metazoa; Arthropoda; Insecta; Lepidoptera; Noctuidae. The coding region runs from base 151 to 2592 and encodes 813 amino acids. The transcript is spliced from 9 exons. The record is from RefSeq and is a predicted model, not a curated record.
CAGCACACUGAUCGGUUCUUUGCUAACAGUUGUGCGGGACCCAGCGAGUGAUACUCUCUAGACUUAAACUCAGUGUUUCAAGAAUACCCGGAUACCCCAGCAGCGAGAGAUGGCGGAUCAAGACAAACCAAAAAAUGACUUAAUACGGAAAUGUGGUCACAUGGUCAUACACCCGGUCGAAAUAAUGGUGGCAGUCCUUCAAGCCACGAACAACCCAGCUCCCCAGAGCCGCAGGAAGUGCAGCAAGUCCCGGCUGAACAGGUGGAGGGCCCCUGCUCACCAUACUCUGACGAUGACGUUCUGAUCGUGGAAGAAGUCCCUUUUACUUUCACUGAAGAACAGCUAAAGGAAGCACUAGACUCGGUAAAGUCCAUCAUUGCACGAGAAGAAGCAGAUUCAACCGGUGAACAGUACUUGAAUGUUGAGGAUAUUGACCAAGAUGAUGAAGAUAAUAUGCCACGUCUGCGGUGGGAGGACGACGAUUAUCUAUCAGGGCCAUCGGCCGCAAAAGUUCGUCGUCUUGAUCUGGCCAGCAUUAAAGUACAAUUGCCGGCCGAUAGAUAUGGGCCCUUGACAUGCUUGGUAGAAUCAGAUCCAAGGUGCGGAGGCGCCACAAAACAAUCGCCCCCUAUUGAUGUAGAGGAAAUUAAAACUCCAAACGUAAGCUGCCUCUGGGAUCAACUGCCAAGAAGCGUCACCGAUAACUUCCCAAUACUUGAGCCUGAACGCGCGAGAAUUUUAAGCGCUAAUGCCUCAUUGAUCAGUGAAGCUUUCGCUAGCGCUGCACAACCCGGCCCAUCAACAUCUAGGGACCCAAUAAUUGGGCCUGAGAUCAUCAAUAUUCCCCGAUCAGCACCCAGCACCAGCUCGUGGGCUGAUGACGUGAAUGACCCUCAACCUGGACCAUCAAGUGCUAGCACUGCGUGGUACGAGUCAGAGUAUAUUGGACUGAGUCGCCCGGGACCGUCUUACAUUAGCGGUCAAUGGACCCAUCCAACCUUGGCGGAUGAGACUACCAUACCAUAUACUCCCAGCGGCUCCCCAAUUGUAGGCACUGCGGGUUCAGCCUUUCCUGAUUAUCAAACAACGCGUCGUUCUCGCCCAGCUGGCCAGCACACACUCUUAGGGGAGAUAGCCGAGGCAAAUGAAUUGCAUUCCAGGCUACGAUACCUCGAUAGACAAGCUCAAGCCCAAAGUCAACGAGUGGCUCAACUGACGGCGCAAGGCGCAUUUGGCUACAAUGUCCGUGACGAUGGCUCGGAAGCUCUGCGCAGGGCUCGUUUCGCCCAGGGGAGAGACGGAGGCACCGGCAUGGAUACUCCGUAUCCACCUAUAUCACCUAAAUUAUUAAGUGAAACUACCUUUUCGGACAUUCCUUCCUUCCCCCAACAGUCCCUUUACUACGACGUUCCUUUUAUCCCCACUGAACCUGAGGAACAACGACCGUUGGAUCUAACAAAUCCUCAACGGCAGAUCCCGGAGCUUAUUCCCAUUUCGACUCCGCAACGUUCUCCAGUGGGACACUGCUCUCGUCAGUCUCAGUACACUGCGUCGCGCACAACGCCCCGGCCGGCGCACCGCCCCGCUCUCCUGCCCACCUCGCGCGUCAUGCCGGUCACAGCACUGAGCGGCAUACCCCGCACUCAUACCGUUACGGCAUCGUCCGACAUUUUCAUUUACACCGAGCCCCCCAGGCGCCUGACUCCACCAGAGACGCGCCAGUGGACUUCAAGCCAGCCACAACAAUAUCAACCUGAAAUCUCAUUAGAACAAUACGCCAGCUGCUCUGAACACCUCUUGGUUCCUCGACAGCCGGAACCGGAGCCGGAACCGGAAUUGGAACCGGAACCGGAACCAGAACCAGAGCCAGAGCCAGAGCCAGAGCCAGAGCCAGAGCCAGAGCCAGAACCGGAACCCGAACCGGAACCGGAACCCGAACCGGAACCGGAACCGGAAACUCAACCGCAACCGCAAUCUAAAUCACAGCCACGUUCUCGAAUAAACCCAAUGUUAGAUCCUCUUCCAGAACAUCUUCUAUACAUAGAAUGGCCUACCCCAGAAGACCAACCGAUUGUCCGGUCACAACCGCGUCAUGUACCUCAGGUAGAACCCUCACUGCACGUUCCUUGGUUCACCCCAACUACUUCUGCUUCUGGGGAAUCAUCGAACUGGAGUGGUGGAGUCCAAUCGGCAAUAAUUACUACGACGGCUCCCUCUGAGCCCGCUCCUCCUCGUCCCGAAGCAUCAGCGAUCUACGACGUCAUUACCAUUUCGCCCGUGCCUUCCCCAUCCAUUAUCGUGACGGUGCCUCCCGACUCUUCGCCUCCUCGGUCCACACCUCCGCCAGAGUUGGGAGCCGUUUGGUUGGCACGCGACAGCCGGCACGUUUCAGCAAGCUACAUCGUGUGCAGCCGCUUUGAAAAUUUGUGCAGUCAGUCAGCCUGCACCAUGAGGAAUGUAAUUCCACGACUUGGUGCAACACUGGGCUGCGCAGGAGUGGCGGCUCUAGCGAGUAGUUUGUUGAAGAAGCACUCGUAUGGCGGGAGCAAAACUAGAGGCGCCCGCAUGUAUAUAUCAACGUUUUUUGUAUGACAAAUCGUCCACAACGAUAUACUGGGUCCUUACAAACUUGGGGAGUCGGCGCAACAAAGGACUGCACAAGAGCGGCGGCUCCAGCGAGUAAGUACUCGUAUGGCGGGAAAAAGAACAGAGGCACCAAGCACAGAUACUUCAAAAUUUUAUUAUGUCAAAUCGUCCACAACGAUAUGCUACGUCCUUACAAACUUGGGGUAACGUUUCACUUUUUUGUUGUUUUUUGUUUCUUUGUUUUACUAGAAUAGUUUUUUAUAUGUACCUCUAAAAGUGUUAAUAUCUUUGUAAAUAAAAUUAGAAACAUGUCAUAUUAUAUGGAACUAUCGUCUAAUAACAGUUAAUAUGUGUGUUUAUUGUGUAGGUGGCUUGGCCUGGCGAAAUUUAUCAGGUAUUUUAACUUAAUCAUACUCCAAUGAUUCUUCAAGGUAAGAAGUAUGUAUGUGUAUUUGAAAUGACAUCUGCAUAUUGAGCUGAUUUCACUGAUAUUUCAUUUACCGUAAAUAUAUUUUUGUGUAGCUGACCUGGCCUGGCCACCCGAACGGAUAUUUCAACUAGAUAAUAAGGUACUUAAUUAUUUAUUAUUACAUAAGUCCAUUUUUGGGAGUUCCACAAAAACACAGAUAGUUUCGACUGUUUUCAUAUUCUCAUGUAUUGAUGUAUUUUUGACAGCUACUGGAACAGGAGAGAGAAAGGGAAAGACUGACCGCGAGUUACUUCUUGUGUCACAAUUUGCUUUUGCCGUUGAAGCACUCGUGUUACAAUAGCAAAAGCGAGAGGUGCCCAUAAAAACGCUUUAUAAAAUUUAAUGAACUACUGAUUAAUAAUGUACAUAGUUAUUGAGGUUAAUUUUAAUUUUGUUUACAAACUGACCAUGUCCUGCAGAUGAAGAGCACCGCAUUCUGCAAAUGACACUGUUUAUAAUUUUAUUGCUGCUGAAUCAUCUACAUCAAAAGUUUUAAGAACAACAUUGUCAUAGCCAUUAUAUUCAUAGAACAGAGAAAACGGUUUUUCUCUGUUCUUUGAUUGUGCUAAUGACAGCAUCCGUAAUUAAGAUUUUUCAGCGAGUAUUCAAAUUGAAUAUUUUAACUAAAAUCAUAAACAGUUUGGUCGAUAGUACAAAUUAGAUAAAUAAGUAGAAUUUA